Condylostylus longicornis is the source of this 1143-nucleotide messenger RNA. Its product is annotated as craniofacial development protein 2-like. Bases 1 to 1143 code for a protein of 380 amino acids. Gene Ontology annotation, biological process: chromatin remodeling. The transcript has a single exon. Gene Ontology annotation, molecular function: catalytic activity. Lineage: Eukaryota; Metazoa; Arthropoda; Insecta; Diptera; Dolichopodidae. Gene Ontology annotation, cellular component: nucleus. The record is from RefSeq and is a predicted model, not a curated record.
AUGCACAAAUUGGAAAAUGUUCUCGUGCAGUAUAAGGCAGACAUUACUGCAAUUCAGGAAAUACGUUGGAUAGGAUCUGGAGUUGUAAGGAAAAAGAAAUGCGACAUUUACUAUAGCUGCCAUAAAAAGCAUCACAUAUUGGGAUGCGGAUUCGUGGUUGGUGACGGGCUUAGACGGAACGUGAUUGGAUUUAGCCCAAUUAAUGAGCGUCUGGCCGUUAUCCGCAUUAGAGCUAAAUUUUACAACAUCAGCCUAAUAUGCGCUCAUUCUCCUACCAAUGAGGCAGACGACUCCGUCAAGGAGGAUUUCCACGACCUUCUUUACAAAACAUAUGGAGACUGCCCACGAUAUGAUGCUAAAAUUUUGUUAGGAGACUUUAACGCGAAGAUCGGUCAGGAAGAAAUUUUUGGAAAAACUAUUGGCGCCCAUAGUCUUCACCACACGACCAACGACAAUGGGUUCCGUUUGACCGAUUUGGCAGCGUCGUGCAAUAUGGUUAUAAGUAGCACAUAUUUCCCGCAUCGAGAUAUCCACAAGGCAACUUGGCUAGCCCCGGAUGGUCGCACUACCAACCAAAUAGACCAUUUUUUGACGGACGCUCGACAUUGUUCAAGCGUUUUGGAUGUGCGUACGUAUAGGGGAGCAAAUAUCGACUCUGACCACUUUUUAGUUGCGGCAAGAUUCAGAGCACGAAUAUCCAAUGUUAGAAAGCUGCGCGGCAAUUCAAAAAGGAAAGUCAACAUUGGAAAUUUGCAAUCCAGCGAGCUAGCCGACGCCUUCAAAGAGCAACUUUGCCAGAAACUUCUUUCCGCACCUCCUGCUUUUAGGUCCGUGGACGAACAAUGGAAACAUUGCGCAAGCAUCAUUAGAGAUGUGGCAGAGACCAUCUUGGGUUAUAAACCGCCGCCUCUAAGGAACCCUUGGUAUGAUGCUGAAUGUUCGAGGAGGACGGAUGAAAAAAAUGAGGCAUACAGGAAAGCGCUGCAACGGAAAACUAGGGCAGCGCAAGAGGAGUACAAGGCAAAGAGGAGGGAAGAGAAAAAGGUCCUGAGGAGGAAAAAACGUGACCAUGCUAAAUCCCAGCUCUUGGAUAUCGAGAAACAUCGAGACAGGCGAAGUAAGAAGCUUUUACAGAAAAGUUAA